Molecule: messenger RNA, 1975 nt
Organism: Gymnodraco acuticeps
Lineage: Eukaryota; Metazoa; Chordata; Actinopteri; Perciformes; Bathydraconidae
Exons: 4
Coding region: 82-1425 (447 amino acids)
Source: RefSeq, a predicted model, not a curated record
CUGUAGGUGGCAGUAAUGCAAUUUAAGGGAUUCCAGCUGCUUUUAUAAAUCCUCGCAGAAGAAGUCAUUCGUUCUUUCAAGAUGGCCGAACAACAAGCUGAAACAGCGAUUCACCCAACUGUUUACAAGGGGGAUGCCCUUAUAACACCCCUUUGUGAAGGCGCUAAUAAAUACAAGUGCAAAUUCUGCAGCAAGGUGGGGGACUAUGGCCAUAUUGCGGCACAUCUGCAGACCCAUAGGAGAACGGCUGUUAAACAUGGAGGAUUCACAAUGUACAGGUGCAAUGGGGUGUGUUGCAAAUCGCCACAUUUCCACUGCUGCUACUGUGGGGAGUUCAGAACCCAGCCCACUAUUAGGAAUCAUGUUCAGAAGUGCGCAGUGGCAGCCUGCAGCGUUGGAUCGCUUCGCCAGACCGCCACUGUCUCCUCAUCAGCCUCCACGGUGGCCUCCUCAGCCUACCCUGUCACCUCUGCAGCCUCCCAAAUUGCCACAGCAUCUGUAGCCUCCACUCCACUCCAAGCCAUCAGUCGCAGCAAAGUAGUCCAGUCAAGGGCCAAAAGGACAACAUGCCCUUUGUGUAAAACUGAAUUAUAUAUGAAAAACCUCAAGACCCACGUGGAUCGACGUCACUCAUCAUCUGUUCCUGAUAUUACUUCUAAUCGCCAUCUUCCAUCCCAAUGCUUAGACCUCAAAAAGGGCAUUUUUGCUGUUGGAAGAACAUUUUCUGGGCUGAGAAACCCCAUUCAUGUACAGAAGUUCACCUGGGGAAACAGCCACCAAGUUGUUUGUGAGCUUGAAAAUUGCAAGCAGGCAUCAGACUUUUCCAGAAGAAGUAACUUAUUAGGGUUUGAGUGUAUUCAUGUUAGGUCUCUGAUAUACUGUCCUACUUCAUCCAAACCAGACGUCACACUGAAGGAGGAAGUUCUGUCAGAUAUGGUUGAGAAGAAAUGGAUUUCUGACAACACAAAAAGAAUGUGUCUAGUCAGAAAGGAGAAAGCUGAGUCUGGAAACAGCCCACUGAGUAAAGUGGUGACAUUUUGCAGUGGCGCAUCAAGAGUUUAUGUGUCAGUGCUUGAAACAUACACCUCAUAUUAUUCGCGGUUAGGGAGAGUGUCUGUAUGUUAUGACAUAAAAAGAAAUGCUUGGCAGUGUCCAUGCUCAAAGCCAAAUAAUUCCUGUGCUCAUAAGUCCAUAGCAAAAUGGCACUUGAAUCAGACCCGACCUGAACUCUUCCUAAAGGUCCGAAGUACAGACAAUGAUGUGUUUGAGACCUUUGUUGAAUCUGAUCCUGAAGGCCACAGUACUGAGGACAUUCUCUAUCCACCUGAGAGAGCCGCUUUGACAUCACUUGUUCUUUACUGGUUGGACCAUAAGAAAUUGCCAGCUGUUCCGUCAACGGAUGCAUGUUCACCGCAGAACUACUGAGGACAUUCUCUAUCCACCUGAGGGAGCCGCUUUGACAUCACUUGUUCUUUACUUUUUGGACCACAAGAAAUUGCCAGCUGUUCUGUCAACGGAUGCAUGUUCACCGCAGAACAUGGAGGCACUGCCAAAGCGCCUCAUACCUCUUGAGAACUUUUGCACUGUUUGCCCAGGAAAAAUUCCUCUGUCGGAUCCUAUGCCGAUAACUCAUAACGCCAACAUAGUGACAUUCACUGGCAUAGUAAAGGGUAUGUUUAGUUUAUGAAUAUAUUAGUGAUACUUCCGCUGGCCAUCCAUAUGCUACAGUAAAGGUUAUUUUGUUAAGUAUAGCAGUCAUUCACUAUUCAUUUAUAUGCUGUAUAUUGUCUUUUUUACACACACACGCACUAUCGUAUACACACAGAUAUAUAGACAUCUGUAAAUCCCAUCACUAAUACUUUCUUGUAUUUUCUCAGAUGUGUCCACGUACUGUAAAAUGUGUGGGCUUUGUGGACAUUUCUACCGAUAUCAAGAAUGGACAAAUGUUUGUUUAAUAAAGACUUUCCUCUUUGUA